AUGUUCAAGCGAAGGAGAGCUGACUGCCAGAAAAGACAUGAUGACAUCGAUUAUCAUGAUGUUAACGUCAAGGAGAUUACGACGGGUAAUGGGAGUGUCCGCAGCGACAGUAUUGCACCCCCAUCUGUGUCUUCAUGGAAACUUAUUCUUGGGACGUUGCACCAUCAUAGAGGUGUGAUAUGGGCCGUUUUGUCCGUCUUUGUGGCUACAGCAUUAUCCUUAUGUAUCAAACUGCUCACAGUUGCAAUAGCGUUCUUCUCGUUACUCACCGUCAUCGCCGUCAACCUUGUUGUUCAACCACCGUUCAUAUUCGGCGGUGGUGACAUCGGAAAUUUGACUGGAAUACUAUGCGCGACCGUGGGUGCUGUUGUCAUGGCCGGGGCCACCAUCAUCUUGCGAUUCAUGCAGAUCUUACGCAUCGAUGCACACGCCAUCAUAUUCAUCUAUGGAUUCAUUGCCAUGUUCUGCAGUUGUGCCGUGACCACAGCACUCGGUGAAUGGACGACCCCUCACUGCGGGAUUGACCGCUGGUUUGUAUUAGGGAUGGCAGUAUCUGGGUUCCUGGAGCAGGUCACAGUGACACUCGCUCUCAAGACCGAACCGGCCCUUGUUGUUUCCAUUAUUCGAACCAAUGAUAUUUUCCUCGCUUUUGCUUUCGACUUUCUUAUAUUCCACAUCGUACCCAAUGCGUGGACCGUUGUCGGAGCGAUCUUGGUCGUCGGAAGCGCAAUUGGAAUGACGAUAUCGGCAAAUUAUGAACUUAAGAAACAGAUGCAGGUGGAGAAGGAGGAGGAGGAGGAGGAGGAGGAGGCCUCUUUCGAGAACAGGGAUGAUCAUUUAUCGCGGAUCUAG
This is a messenger RNA of Strongylocentrotus purpuratus (purple sea urchin), 852 nucleotides long. RefSeq names its product solute carrier family 35 member G1-like. The transcript is spliced from 2 exons. Lineage: Eukaryota; Metazoa; Echinodermata; Echinoidea; Camarodonta; Strongylocentrotidae. The record is from RefSeq and is a predicted model, not a curated record. The coding region runs from base 1 to 852 and encodes 283 amino acids.